CAAUAUCCUACCCUACCGUGCUCUGUGUAGCACCCUACAGUGUGUCCAACCCUGCCCCGACCUGCUUUAGUACGGGACAUUGGAUUGUCGAUCAAUCUGUUCACCGUCGUCACUGGACUUGCUGUAAGCUAAAGGGCAUUGGUUCCACCUGUCCCAAUUGCUGGAGAGCGUUAAGCUUCGGACGAUUGGACUGGCCUUAAAAGUACCGGCCGACCCCAGUGUGUACCUUCGUUCACCUAUUCGGGGGUUCCUGGUCGCAUACUUCCUGAAGUGUUCUGCCAAACACACUUAAGGCUCGCUGAUCCCCCUCCCGUAGCUCGUGACGGAUCUUCUUCACUGGAUCUUGAGAGACAAGUCACCGCCUCGGCAAGGUGACACGAAUCUGUGCCCCUUCGGGAUCCCGCAUCUGAUCAGCGAACUAUUCCAAACUUCCCUAUUCAUCUUUUUAUUUUAUUUUAAUUUUUUUUGACACAGGGAAAAAUAAGGAGUCGGGUCCAAGUGUUGGAAAGCCUCAUAUUUCCAACCAUUCUUAUAUGAUAUAUUGCGUCGAAGAUGACUAUGACUCUUGACAAUCAAUCACGACUCGGGGCCCUCAACUUCGAACACAUGUCUUCCUACUCCAACCCUCCGCAUUUCACCAACCCCUGGGCCGCGGGCUCAUCUAGCCAACAUCAUGGCAGCCACGGCAUGUACUCGCAAGGGCUCAAUGCCAACUUGAGUGGCCUCGACUCUAUGGCCAAGCAGCACGCCGCUAGGACAGGCACCAGUGGUGCCUCAAUGGCAUCAUAUGGGAGCAUCCCGGUGACAGCAUCUUCAGCAGGUAGCACUCUCAUGGCGGGCCUCUAUGGACAGCAGGACUUACUCAAUAUGCCGCAAGAUAUUUUAAAUUUAAACCGAAUGCAAACAACGUCGGCUGGAUACGGAGAACCCGCGUACGCGACAGCGACGGCGGCUUCUCCGGUAAACGCGACGUACUCAGCGUCACCGAGUUCCUAUGAUAGCGUAUCCGGGUACGCGCCGGCACCUAUGCGCUCAACGUUCGCUCUCGCGCCAGAAGCCGACAAUCGAAGGUAUUCCCAAUCGUCAAUUUCUUCACUGCCGAUGGUCGAUCAUGGCUCAGACGCAUCUCGCUCUCACCGGAAUUCGUUGGUUGACUUGCAUCACAGAGGUAUUCAGAAUGAUGAUCGGAGGAGCUUUGCGGAUGCUCUCGACGCUGGUCAAGGUAUGCUUGCGAUGAGCCAAGAAACCCCUAGGGCGAUAUACCCUCCCGGAAACCGUGGCAGGGGCUCCGCCGACUCGUAUGGUUUCCCUUCGACGCAUUCGACGAAUUCAUCCAUUUCCUCGGCGAGCAAUUACGGUAGUGGAUAUUAUGCGGGAUCGGUCGAUUCAUCCGUGAGCGAUUAUUCGACAGCAGGCUCUGAUAUUGAGUCGGUUACUUCCCGGACGUUGCCUCGACCGAACUUAAUGACGCAGCCUCCUCCCGCCCCGCAAUCAAUGAUGGGACAGUUCAGCUCCAAGGUUUCAUCGAGUACGCAAAAGAAGCACAAGUGCAAAGUCUGCGACAAGCGAUUUACCCGACCAAGUUCACUUCAGACGCAUAUGUAUAGCCAUACAGGCGAAAAGCCAUUCUGCUGCGAAGUUGAAGGCUGUGGGAGACACUUUUCCGUUGUAUCAAAUCUGCGUCGACAUCGGAAGGUACAUAAAAACGAUGCCAAGUCCGAUGCUGGAUCGGAGGAUCACCACGACGAUCACUCCGACUAAAAAAAAGAAGCCAAUACUUCAUGACAAAAAUAUGUUCAAUUGUGCUCAAAGUUACGAUUUAGAAUUGUUUACGAUUAUCCUUGUUAUGCGGAUACCUCAUGUUGAAUCACGUUCGGUUCGGUCUCAAAUGGUUUUAGAGGAGACUAAUCACCAGCAUUUUUUUUUCCCA
Messenger RNA from Daldinia vernicosa, 1930 nucleotides. RefSeq lists its product as uncharacterized. The transcript is spliced from 2 exons. Bases 553 to 1761 code for a protein of 402 amino acids. Gene Ontology annotation, molecular function: RNA polymerase II cis-regulatory region sequence-specific DNA binding; DNA-binding transcription factor activity, RNA polymerase II-specific. Lineage: Eukaryota; Fungi; Ascomycota; Sordariomycetes; Xylariales; Hypoxylaceae. Gene Ontology annotation, biological process: regulation of transcription by RNA polymerase II. Gene Ontology annotation, cellular component: nucleus. The record is from RefSeq and is a predicted model, not a curated record.